Messenger RNA from Penicillium brevicompactum, 351 nucleotides. RefSeq names its product DNA-directed RNA polymerase III core subunit RPC11. Bases 1 to 351 code for a protein of 116 amino acids. Gene Ontology annotation, cellular component: RNA polymerase III complex. Gene Ontology annotation, molecular function: nucleic acid binding; DNA-directed RNA polymerase activity; zinc ion binding. Lineage: Eukaryota; Fungi; Ascomycota; Eurotiomycetes; Eurotiales; Aspergillaceae. Gene Ontology annotation, biological process: DNA-templated transcription; termination of RNA polymerase III transcription. The record is from RefSeq and is a predicted model, not a curated record. The transcript is spliced from 4 exons.
AUGCUGAUCUUUUGCCCCAACUGCAGCAAUGCACUCACCAUCUCCAAGGCGGAGCCCAGCACGAGAUAUCCCAUGGGAGUCAACCGCUUCGAAUGUCGAACCUGUCCCUACGAAUCACCACUGGAUAGAGAAUGGUUCGAAAGCACCGCUCUGAAGGAGAAGCAGGUCGAUGAUAUCUUUGGUGGUGCGGAGGAAUUUGCCAAUGCCGACAGUGUUGCCACUCAAUGCCCCGCAGAAGCCUGCCAUGGGGAACGUGCAUACUUCUUCCAGCUGCAGAUUCGCAGUGCAGACGAGCCCAUGACCACAUUCUUGAAGUGUACUUCGUGCGGUGCUCGCUGGAGAGAGAAUUAG